Molecule: messenger RNA, 699 nt
Organism: Penicillium manginii
Lineage: Eukaryota; Fungi; Ascomycota; Eurotiomycetes; Eurotiales; Aspergillaceae
Product: CDP-diacylglycerol-serine O-phosphatidyltransferase
Exons: 6
Coding region: 1-699 (232 amino acids)
Biological process (GO): phospholipid biosynthetic process
Cellular component (GO): membrane
Molecular function (GO): phosphotransferase activity, for other substituted phosphate groups
Source: RefSeq, a predicted model, not a curated record
AUGGCGUCGAAUAGUUCCAACGUCCCGUCCGGCGACGGAGGCCAAGAAAAGCAGAAAAUGCUUCUUUCUUCAGACCAUGGACAUUUCAGCUUGGUCAAGGCCCUUCACCUUGCCGAUUUGGUAACUGAGCUCAAUGGAUUCUGCGGAGUGAUGUCCGUCUUCUCUUCCAUGCGCUACUGUCUCGGUGAUUCCUCAGACUACGGUGCCCUGUGGGCUGCUCUGGCUUUCAUGCCAUUCGGUCUAUUCUUCGACUUCAUGGACGGAAAGAUUGCCCGGUGGCGCCAUAAGUCCUCACUGAUGGGCCAGGAACUCGACUCCCUCGCGGAUCUGAUUUCCUUCGGCCUCGCCCCCGCUGCUGCUGCCUUUGCGCUCGGUAUCCGCACCUCUGUCGAUCACGUUCUCCUCACUUUCUUUGUUCUCUGCGGUCUCACCCGCCUGGCUCGGUUCAACGUCACGGUCGCUGUUCUCCCGAAGGAUAAAAGCGGAAAGUCCAAAUACUUCGAGGGUACCCCUAUCCCAACUACUCUGGGAAUUGUCGGUCUUAUGGCGUACUGGGUUUCCGAAAGCUGGACUCACGAGAACAUUCCGUUCGGUCUGGUUGCUGAGGGUACGAUCUUCGAGUUCCAUCCGGUCGCUUUGAUGUUUGUCUUGCACGGCUGCAUGAUGGUCAGCAAGACGAUACACAUUCCUAAGCCUUAA